This is a messenger RNA of Xyrauchen texanus (razorback sucker), 4222 nucleotides long. Its product is annotated as bromo adjacent homology domain-containing 1 protein-like. Gene Ontology annotation, molecular function: chromatin binding. The transcript has 7 exons. NCBI's taxonomy places the organism in Eukaryota, Metazoa, Chordata, Actinopteri, Cypriniformes, Catostomidae. The record is from RefSeq and is a predicted model, not a curated record. Bases 355 to 2814 code for a protein of 819 amino acids.
UGCAAUAUUUUUUUGGAAAUCAGAUGAGUUUAGCAAACUCAAAAUGCAGCUAUUGCGCUUACAUAUGCUAUCUAGAUAGUCAGAUCACUAGGUUUUGAGAACACCGCCAUUUUAAAGCGGAUGGUGGUGUUACGUAAAAUCCAUGGCAAAAAGUGUUUGUGUCAGUUCUACAUGAGUCUGCUCUAUUCCAGGUGUUCUCCUCGGGAUGACAGUAGAAUGUGAGCUCGCUUUUCCAUGUAGUUAAAAGAUCAACCCGAAGUCAGAGACUACAUCGGAUAACAUCAGUGUGUGGCGAAUAAAGGCUGUCAAUUAAAUCCGCUGCACACAACACAAGGGUUUGCAUGUCAGAAUGUGAUGACCCAUGCACAUCAGAGGAACUCUUUAUAUGGAUAUAAGAGUGAAUCUGUGGACCAGGUGACCUGUCAGACACAUGUUGAAACUAUGGACAGAACUUGGCCAGAGUGCCCAAUGCAAAAGAAGGCUAAAAAAUGUUUCGCCAAAAGAGGAAAAAGUAAGGAAAUAAAGAACACAGAGAGAGACCGGAAGCUGUACCCCCUCAGGGGAAGGCAUGGAUUGGGCAAAGUGGGCACGCUUAACUGCAGUGUUGUACUAAUGCGCUUGGAUGAGAGUGGAACUUGUAAGAACAGAAUGAAGUCCUUGCACAAGAGUGAAGGGAAGCAGGUGAAGGAAAUGCAGGGAAAGGUGAAAAUCUGCAAGUGUCGCAAGAAAGACUGUAAAUCAUGCCGUUCAGCGCCUAAACCAAAAAGGAAAGUGAAACCAGAUAAAUCUGCCUUAUACACAGAAUUCAUCCUAGAACCUCGCCAGAGGCGGCUGGCCUCUCUGAAUGCUGAAGCUGUUAACAGUCUGCUAUUGGAUAGAGAGAACCCACAGCAGACAUCAAAACCUUCCAAGAAGCAGCAACAGACAAAAGGGCACAGUUCUCUGUCAGAAGAUACAGUAAAAGAAAAUGAUUGCUCUAGAAAAGGGCAAGACAGCCGUAAACGUGUGUGUACAGGAGAUACAGAACAAUGUAAACCCCCUAAAAAGGCAAAGACAGAGACAGAGGAUAUAGAUCUCCAGUCUCUUAAUAGUCCAACUCCGAAACGUUUAGCAGGAUUAAAUGCGGCUGCCCUGCUCAAGCUGACCAGUACAUCCACGGGAGUGAAACGAAGAGGUAAAACGGACAGUAAACCGAGCAGCGCAGGUACAAGAGGAAAACAACUUCAGGCUAAAUCGCGUAAACAGCAGCAAAACUUGUCCUGCAAGUCCAAGCUAAAAGUAUCGCAGCAAUGCUGCAGGCUCUGUGAGAAGCAAGCCCUCCACUGGGAUGGGAGUACAGGAAGCCAUGGCUUCAUUAGCCCUGGAUAUCAGUGCAGAUCCAUGCUUGGCUACCCCCUGAAGCCAGUGAAGGAAGAGAAAACAGAGACUGAUGUGAAAUCAUAUUACUGCUGUUCCCAGGAGAGAUCAGUGGAGUACUGCCAUAGACUAGCCCUGUUCCUUGGUCAGAAAGCCUAUCCUGAAACGGAUGAACAUUCAAUAAAGAGGUUUAUUCCUUCUCCUCAUACCCUGAGUCAUCCAGCAAUGCCCAUUGGUGCCCAUCCUUACCCAUGUUACUCUGGGUACUAUGUCCAAAUUGCUCACCAUGGCACUCCACCACAUCCUGUUAGCUCAAAUCCUGGGACCCAUGUACCCUCGUCUGUAUCCCCACUGACAAUGUGCCCCACUGGGGUCCAGAGACCAAAACUGCUGCCCUCUUCAGUGUCCCAUCCAACAGGGAUCCCUCAUCCGGCAUACUGUAAUUCUGUGGGGACCUGCUGUGGAGAUCCAUGCAGGCUUAGCAGCUAUACCUACAGACCAACGCAACCCAUUACUAGCAGGGGCUGCUCAUACAAUGCAGGAUGCUCAAGCUGCAUGCACAAAAUGGAAACAGAGGACUAUUCUUACCCGCUGGAUGACCACAGCUCGUCCAUCAGCAUGCCUCCUGCCUUGCCUCUGUCCAUCUGCCCCAUCUCUAACAUGUCUCCACCCACCCAGUCAGUGCCCCACCUACAGUCAUCGCUUCCCGAUCAGCCACAGGUGCAGAUUAGAGUGGGUCGGGAGUGCCCUCAGAGGGCCAAGCCGCCCAGUGGCUCUUGUUCAGGAGAGCGGGACUCUGUUAUUUGCCACCACAUUAAGGAUGGCCAGCUGGGAGCAGGCCAUGGCAGCACCACUGCCAAGCAGUCUAAGAUCAACCGUCGCCGGGCAACAAACGGCUGGCUGCCUGUUGGUGUGGCAACAGAAAAGGAGAUAUUCAUUGUGGGUGAGGACUCAACAUCCCUACGUAGGUGCUAUGAAGGAGUGCAGAGGGACGGAGAGGUGAUCAGGGUCAGAGACACAGUACUGCUGCGCGCAGGUUCCAGGAAGAAGUCCUUGCCUUAUGUGGCCAAAGUCUCUGCCUUCUGGGAAGACCCUGAGUCAGGGGAACUGAUGAUGAGCUUGUUUUGGUACUACCGCCCAGAACACACUCAGGGGGGUCGCAACCCCAACAUGCACUGUGAGAAUGAGAUUUUCGCAUCUCGGCAUCAGGACGAGAACAGUGUGGCAUGUAUCGAGGAUAAGUGCUAUGUAUUGACAUUAGCACAGUACUGUAGAUUUUGUGCCUUGAUGAAGUGUCGUGAGGAGGGCUUUCCCAGACAUAGACCCAUGAUCCCUCCCUCUAACUAUGUAAUUCCAGCUCAUCGUUGCGUGCCCAGUGACAUAGACCCCGAACUGGUGUUCGUUUGUCGCCAUGUUUACGACUUCCGUUAUGGCCGGCUGCUGAAAAACCUGCAGUAGGUCUGACAGGAGAAAAGGGAUGACUUGAUGGAGCAUACACUGAAACCCUAAUCCAAAAUGCCAUGACACAAUCAAAGCCCUAUCAAUUGGAUGCCACAGGAGAGGCCACAAGACUUUUAAGGAGUUGGAUAAUUGUUGUUGCUUUCCAUUUGCCCUUUAGGAUAAAUGCUCUCUGUGUAGCACUCCCUUGUGACUUUGUAUAAUAGCAUUCUGAGCACAACUGCCUUGAGUUGUAAGGUGCCGAUUGCCAAAAUGUGAUUUUUCACUCCAUGAAUUUGAGUAUUUAUUUUUGCAGUUAUUUUUUAUAUUUGUUGUACGAGUGUAUAAAGAAUCAAAAAGAUGAAUGCAGGUACAUUAAGAAUUACCUUGAAUUAUGGCAUAGAGUUCUAAUAUUCUCUCUUUGGUAGUAAAAGCACCCUUAUGAAGCCUAAUUAUCUGUAGCUGUAAAGUUUAAAAUAUUUAUUUUUUAGAUAAAUUGAACACAAGCUCCUUCUUGUUGGAGUGCUUGUCUUUCUUGAAUCAGAUCCAUGAUGCAUUGGCCAAUCAGUCAUUCAUGAAAUUGUCAUAACAGGGUGUGGAGAUUCACAGACGUACUGUGGCGGACCAAAUAUCUCAGAUUACAUUUGAUAAUCUAAUAUAAGUGGUACUUCUACAACAUUUCUCAAAUGAGCUUUUGUCCUCCCAUUGCCCAUCAUGACUUGCCUUAUAUGCUACACAGAGUUAUAUCCCUAUUUUCUACCUUCCCAGCAAACCAAAGGUUAUCACACCAAUCCUAAACAUCCUGAACCUCCACAUUAUAGCAUCUCCAUUAGUUUGCACUAAUUUAUCAUUCACUGAGUCAGCAGUUUGACUCUGCUCAAAAUGUCACCUGCUACUGAUCUCCAAUGCAGGAAAAUACUGUGUAUUUGUUGUAUGCGUACAAAGAGAUUUGAGAGAACUAAUCUUAGUGCAGGAGGCGCUCGGUAAAUGUGAGUUCCAAAUGUGAAUGGACAAACUUUAUCUGGUGUGCACAGGCCUGCUUUCAACGUGUGCCCUUUGCUUCUCAUCCUACAUGGUAGUUUUGUUACAAGAUUGCUAAUUAAGAUUUGAGAAAGCUGUUUUAUAUGGUCUGUUUGUGCCUUUAAUAGUUAACAGUCUGCUAUGUGAAGAAAUAUGGUGUUAAAGGUUUUAUUGUUUUCUCAAGCCUUUUAUUUUAAUGUUUUUUGCACCACAUUGAUAUCUGUGCUAAAAAGCAAAGAUAAGAUUGUCUGAUGGCACUAUGCUCAAAUGUUUUGGAGUUCGUUUUAAAAGCCAUAAAUCAUUUCAAGCUGACUUCUCAAAAGACAAAUGUUAAAGAGCUUCAGCUUGGAGGUGAUUUUGUACUCACAAUGUCUCCCUAAAUGUUAAUCUCUUAUGGUUAAGGAGACCA